AUGUUCGCUAAGUCUGCCCUCUCUGUCUUCUACCUCCUCGCCGCCUGCGCCCUCCUCGUGAGCGCGGCUGCUGUCGAAGAGAAGCGGCAACUUGACAGCAUCUUUAACUCUCUUACUUCCGAUGCGGGCUCUGUGUUCACCCAGGCUACUGCCGGAGGUGGUUCUAUCAUCAGCGACAUAACCUCUGCUGCCGUAGGUAUUGCCACCGAUAUCACCUCGAUCGGCGGGAAGGUUGCGACCGUCAUCACCUCCGCAGGUGGUGCCGCAAUCACCCUGGCCCCCAGCGGCUUCGGCGACCUUACCUCCUUCGCGGGCAGCCAGUACACAGUCGUCACUGGAGAUGCUGCGUCCGUGUUCUCCGCCGCAACCAACGAUGCGGCGUCACUCGCUUCCUCGGCGACGUGA
Messenger RNA from Trametes versicolor FP-101664 SS1, 405 nucleotides. RefSeq lists its product as uncharacterized. The record is from RefSeq and is a predicted model, not a curated record. The coding region runs from base 1 to 405 and encodes 134 amino acids. The transcript has 4 exons. NCBI's taxonomy places the organism in Eukaryota, Fungi, Basidiomycota, Agaricomycetes, Polyporales, Polyporaceae.